ACAUCGACGAGUGCCGUCAACGUGGACUGUGCCCUGCUAUGAGUAAGUGCCUGAACACCGUAGGAAGUUACCAAUGUCAAUGCAAUACUGGCUACAGACUUAAUGGAUCGAGUCUGUGUGAGGAUAUUGACGAGUGUAACAAAACCAGCACAUUCACCUGCCCAACAAACAGUAACUGCACAAACACACCUGGAAGUUACACGUGCUUGUGUAUCAAGGAUACAAGACGAACAAUGAUGUCUGUGAAGAUAUUGACGAGUGCAAGAGCACUAGCGCGUUCACCUGUCCUACACACAGUGCCUGCAGUAAUUCACGGGGAAGCUAUAUUUGCCUCUGCGAUGGAGGAUACAAGAUGA
Candidula unifasciata is the source of this 356-nucleotide messenger RNA. Lineage: Eukaryota; Metazoa; Mollusca; Gastropoda; Stylommatophora; Geomitridae. The record is from the annotation of a GenBank genome assembly.